AUGACUUUCCGACAAUCUACUCUUAGUUUUAUAACUUUACGGUCAUUAAGACAUCAUCACCCUUCCAUUUCAUUACCUACCAAACGAAGCUUCCACGCAUCGAAUCCGAACCGAAUUAUCGAUAGCUCUGUUCUUAUUGCUCAUGAUAUUAUACAAGGAUUUCACUCUGCCACUGUCUGGUCGCUAUUAAAGGCUCAGCAAUUGCAAAAGCUUAACCCGCUUCUCAUUACCUGGAGCAGAGUCUUUCAGAAGAAAGCAAUGGAUAAAUCAGUCAUAGAAGGCAAGCACCUUUCUCCAAUAGCAGUAGAAGCUGUCUGGCAACGCGAUCUACGGAUAAAGAAGAAGGAGCUAUAUAAGAGAUGGAAAAUUCGUCCCUGGGCAAGCUAUGCCAGUUUCUUACAACUUCCUGUAUGGCUUGCUAUGAUGGAGAGCUUGCGGCGAAUGGUCGGAAUGUCAGGAGGACUCCUUUCUAUCAUUCAGUCGUGGAUCGAAUCUAAAGUAGACGGUGCACCAAUUAUCCAGAUCGAACCAUCUAUGGCAAUGGAAGGUGCUCUUUGGUUCCCCGACCUUCUUGCGGCCGAUCCCACACAUGCUCUUCCCAUUAUCCUUGCAGCCACCAUGUUCACCAACGUCACCUGGGGUUGGAAGGUUAAGUCUGCUGCUGAGAUCUCGAUGAUGCGGCGAGGCGAAGCUAUUCGAGAAAGGGCGCUCAAGCUUUUAAAGCGAAUUUUACAGGGACUGUCGAUAUGGCUGGCACCAGUUAUGAUAUCCUCUGGAGCACCGGCUGGCUUGUUAAUUUACUGGAUCUCAAGCUCCACUUUCGCGACUGCGCAGACUCAAAUAGUUCGCAGAUUUAUGCGGACUAAGGCACCACCAGCACCUUGUCGUGAAAAAAGCGUUGGGAGCAUCCAUAAUAAGGCAACCACAAUGUCAAAAUGA
Molecule: messenger RNA, 939 nt
Organism: Microsporum canis CBS 113480
Lineage: Eukaryota; Fungi; Ascomycota; Eurotiomycetes; Onygenales; Arthrodermataceae
Product: inner membrane protein COX18
Exons: 2
Coding region: 1-939 (312 amino acids)
Biological process (GO): mitochondrial respiratory chain complex IV assembly; protein insertion into mitochondrial inner membrane from matrix
Cellular component (GO): mitochondrial inner membrane
Molecular function (GO): membrane insertase activity
Source: RefSeq, a predicted model, not a curated record